Soboliphyme baturini is the source of this 333-nucleotide messenger RNA. NCBI's taxonomy places the organism in Eukaryota, Metazoa, Nematoda, Enoplea, Dioctophymatida, Soboliphymatidae. The record is from the annotation of a GenBank genome assembly.
AUGUACGAAACUACUGGAUGCGUAGACAACGUUACCUACAUUUCUUUUUCUUCUUCUGUAGUACUGAAUACGAUAGCCUCGGCUGAAGUGAGGGACGAACUGGCAUGUGCGGCGCACGCUGUGCUGUUUGAAUUGUUGUUACUCAUCUACUUAUGCUGUAUCGUGCCGUGUUGUCGCUUGUCCUCGUCUUCUUCAACUUCCAUGGAGUCCGGCGGCGGCUUUGGUAGCAUGCUCAAGCGCGUGGGUAGUCGCAGCACGAUCGCUAAGAACCUGACGUGUACAGUCCACCUGCUUGACGAUGAUAGCAGCAUCCAGGUAGAGUUCAAGGUAUGA